CAGAAAUUAAGAACUGACCUGGGAUCAGCAUCCCGGCAGCCCAGCAUGGGCGAACAGACGGCGCAGCCCCGUGUCCACUUACAAUAACAUUCACAUUAUUACACGGGCAUUCAGCAGGUUUAUUCGAAGGGUUAGGUGAAGGGCUGGAACCUGAACUAGUUGUACAGCGGACUAACAGUAGUGUAAGCUUGACCAGACAUGGCUGCAAGGGGCCACUUCCUUGACUGGUGAGAGAAAGCAGUGGGUCUAUCCUGGUGUCCUUCUCAGGUCAUGGCCAGUCAGUGCAGCAGCGUGGACUCGAGAGCCACAGCAAGGGCUGUGGGCUCCAUCAACUCCACUUCUGUGUGUGCCCGCAUCGAUUCCUAUGAAGGGGUGGAAAAGAAGUGCAUCUCUGACCUCCGAAGAACCUUCUGCCUCUUUGUGACAUUUGACCUACUCUUUAUCACUCUGCUCUGGAUCAUUGAGCUCAAUGUCAAUGGAGGAAUACAAGAACAGCUGAAAAAGGAGGUGUUAGAAUAUGACUACCACAAUUCUUUUUUUGACAUUUUUUUAUUGGCUGUUUUCCGAUUUGCAGCCUUGAUAUUGGCUUAUGCAGUAUGUAGAUUGCGCCACUGGUGGCCCAUCGCGAUAACAACAGCAAUCACCAGCGGUUUCUUAAUUGCAAAAGUAAUUAUAUCAAAGCUGCUGUCUCAGGGGGCAUUCGGUUACCUGCUACCCAUCGCCUCAUUUAUCCUGGUCUGGAUAGAGACGUGGCUCCUAGACUUCAAAGUUCUGCCACAGGAAGCCAUUGAUGAAAACAGGUAUCUAACAAUACAGAGUAUCUCAGACAGAGCUCCACUCUUGCUACCAGGGCCUGUCUCAGAUGGGCAGUUCUAUUCACCACCAGAGUCUGUAGCAGAUUCUGAUGAAGAACUUGAUGACAAGCAUGACCUUGAAAAACCCAUCGUCUAGGAGGAGUUUCAAGCUGCACAUUUGUUGGAAUGUCCAAUUUCGCUUCAUGUAAAGGGUGUGUGUAUGUAUGAGUAUCACUGGGUUACUCAGGAGUAAUCAGUACUGUGCCAGCAAUAAGAUCUUGAGGCUUGAGCAAAUGAUAUUGACAUCCACUCUGAUUCCACAACUGCAAACAAUCAGAACCAUGUUCCACUGUUUUAAUUAAUACUUUCCCAGACACUGCAGAGUUUCCACAUUGUUUUUGAUUUGCUCAUGUACACAUAUAUGAAGGUUAAAAUCGAAGAACUGCUAUUCAACAUGUGCUGCACUGUGAUAUUUUCUUGUUCGGUUUUUUAAGACUCUACUGUAGCAAACUGUUGCAAUCUUGACUCCGGAGGUAUCAUACAUUACAAGGGCAGUUAAAACUUCUUGUAUUUAUAUAAAAAAAAAAAUCCAAAACAUCUCAUUGUUCAUUCUGUUGAGUUGCAGAGUUCCAGAUUACAGAGGAAUCACAUUUAUUUACAUUGUUCUUAAUGCUGUUUAAAUCAGUCACCAUUUUAACGUUUGUUGCCAGUUCUUCUUUAUGAAACAGACUUUCACAUAUUAUAGGAAAUUAUAUAUUUCACUUAUAACAUGUUUGGAAGUGUUUGCUAACCCACAGACUAACAUGCACCAUAAAAGGGCUUACAUGAUUCUGCAUGAUCAUAAACUGUUCACUAUAAAAUAUGCAUGUUGUCUGUUAUUAGACAUUACUAAAUACCAUGUGUGCAUUCAUUUGCAAGAGACUUUUUGGUUGUUUGGUUUUUACGUUUAUAUUUUAGGCGAGACUUUCUGUAUGUGGGGAUUGUGUAAAACCCUCAGCCUUUAAAAUUGUAAAAUUAUUUUGUGCCAUUUUUUUUUCCAUAGUAAAUGGAAAAUUGUUUGUUUUAAUUAAAGUUUCUGGUUAUUUCA
Molecule: messenger RNA, 1881 nt
Organism: Silurus meridionalis
Lineage: Eukaryota; Metazoa; Chordata; Actinopteri; Siluriformes; Siluridae
Gene: stard3nl
Product: STARD3 N-terminal like
Exons: 8
Coding region: 271-951 (226 amino acids)
Source: RefSeq, a predicted model, not a curated record